AUGAGCCGCCCGCCAUUAGUAUUGGCCGAAGGGGAAUGGUACUCAGAGUACCAGGAAGGCCCUGGAGAACCACUCCAUCUUCUUUUCUGGAGACGGUCUGUGCCCGUCCAGGAGGAAAUAAUUUGUUUUAACAUGGAAGCAAAUCAUGUUAUCAAGUUUUCCCAUGUCGUAAAUUAUUUUGCAAAUGAUCGAAAACAGUUGGAAAGGGGCGAAAAUUCGUAUUCAAGUGGCCAUGUCAAGAAUAUGCAGUUUGAUGCUGACAUGAUCCCAGCUCAUUUGCAAGGUGACGUACAGGCUAGCAUGAAGAAACGAGUAUAUAAAGUUGAGGUAGAGAUUAAGUAA
This is a messenger RNA of Psylliodes chrysocephalus, 342 nucleotides long. The record is from the annotation of a GenBank genome assembly. NCBI's taxonomy places the organism in Eukaryota, Metazoa, Arthropoda, Insecta, Coleoptera, Chrysomelidae.